AUGACGACCAUCUCCACGGCCGUCGAUGCCUCCGGCGGCAUCACGGACUCUACGGAAAAGGGCCUCGGAAGCGACAUUGACCGCGUCGACUCCAACAACGGCACCACGGCCAUGGAGUCCAUCGACCCAGCGGCUGAGCAGAAGCUUCUCCUCAAGCUCGAUGCCUUUUUCGUGCCCAUCAUCAUGCUGGUCUACUUGACCUGCUUCCUCGACCGAACCAACAUCGGCAACGUCAAAGUCGCCGGCAUGCCCGAAGACAUCGGCGCCUCAACACAAGAAUUCUCCACCGCCAUCUCCAUCUUCUACGCGACCUACGUCGUCUUCGAGUCCCCUUGGACCAUCCUGAUGAAGCGCCUCACCCCCCGCGUCCUGCUCACCGGCCUCUGCGUCGUCUGGUCCAUCACCACCAUCUUCUCGGGCUUCAUCACCGGCAUCGCGGGGCUGUACGUCGUGCGCCUCAUCCUCGGCGCCUGCGAGGCCGGCCUCUUCCCCACGCUGAACCUCUACCUCACCAUGGUGUACAAGCGCGAGGAGCAGGCCAAGCGCGUGUCGUACUUGUUCGUCUGCACCGCCAUCGCCGGCGCCUUCGGAGGCCUGCUCGCGUACUCGAUUCUGAAGAUGGACGGCAUCGCGGGCCGCGCCGGGUGGAGAUGGGUCUUCAUUAUCGAGGGCAUCUUCAGCAUCAUCAUCGCGCCCAUCAUCUGGUUCGGUCUGCCGAAUGAUCCUGGCAACGCGUACUUUCUCACCGCUGAGGAGAAGCGCAUGAUGAAGGUCCGCGCGGCGCAGCGCGUGCAGUACAUGGGCAGCGAGGAGUUCAGCUGGGACGAGGUCAAGAUUGCCUUGAAGGACCCGAAGCUGUACAUCAGCGGCCUCAUCCAAUUCUGCCAAGACAUUCUCCUCUACGGCUUCAGUACCUUCCUCCCCUCCAUCAUCGUCAGCAUGGGCUACACCAGCAUCGAGGCCCAGUACCUCAGCAUCCCCGUCUACAUCUUCGGCGGCAUCGCCUUCCUCUGCUUCGCCUUCGUCUCCGACCGCCUGUGCCUGCGCGGGCCCCUCGUCCUGCUGGCCAACGUCCCCGGCAUCCUCGGCUACAUCCUCAUCAUCUGCCCGACCCCCAACGGCGUCAAGUUCUUCGGCACCUUCCUGUGCGCCGUGGCUGUCUACAACGGUCCUGGGCUGAACCUGACGUGGCUCAACGUCAACAUCGCGCCGCACUACCGCAGGGCCACGGCGAUCGGCAUGCAGCAGUCCAUCGGCAACACGGCGGGCAUCGUCGCGGGACAGAUCUACCGUACCUCGCCGUAUUUGCUGGGUAACGCGUUCUCUGUCGGUGCGUUGGGUGUUUCGCAGCUGUUGAUCAUUGCGAAGUGGCUGUAUAUCAGGCGGUGCAAUGAGAUGAAGAGGAAGAUUGCGAGUGGUGAAAUGGAGGAUACGAGGAAGGUUAAGACUGGCGAUUGGGAGCUGGAUUUCCGGUAUCAUUUGUGA
Molecule: messenger RNA, 1485 nt
Organism: Colletotrichum chrysophilum
Lineage: Eukaryota; Fungi; Ascomycota; Sordariomycetes; Glomerellales; Glomerellaceae
Exons: 3
Coding region: 1-1485 (494 amino acids)
Biological process (GO): transmembrane transport
Cellular component (GO): membrane
Molecular function (GO): transmembrane transporter activity
Source: RefSeq, a predicted model, not a curated record